CGAUGACCCUGUGUAUUGACAGCUUCUGUGGUCUAGACUGCGUUCAAAAAAGACGGACUAAGUUUCGUACUUUUGAGUUCCCAACAAUUUCCACGCUCAUAAUAUCACGAGUUCGAGACGGCGUUUGAAUAUGUAAACACCCUAUCUUGCAUGUAUGUGCAUUGUCUUUUCAACCGCGCACAUGACUCUAAUUUCGACAUGGUUGUGUGUCGCAAGGGAUACAGCUGCGCUGACAACUCGGCUGCAUGAAGAAUCCAGUUUCAACUCAGCUCUCAUGUGCCCCGGAACCCACCCGACAGUUGGAGGACUCGACCCGAGAUACUCAGCAACCAAUGGAAGCUGUCUCUCGGGAUGUUUUGCAGAUCCAGACAAUCUCGUGGCGGAAAAGACCGUGGGUUGAAACACCUAUGUGGCGGUGCCAUUGACAGGGUUGUAAGUCGAUGAUGACGAGAGAUAUCACCGUGGCCCAAUUGAGUCUCUGCAUGUCUAUAUUUUCGUCCAAUUCAUGGCCGGGUGGGUGGUUAUUCCCUUGGAAACCGGCCGGACUGGGCGUUGUGCCUCUGGAUUGAAGUCAAUGUCGAGACCAUUCCAUGGUCUUCCUAUUUAUUUUCCCGGGCGUUGAAUAACAUUAUAAAGGGUCAUUCAACAACCGGGCAACCGGGCAACAAGAGCAGCCGGAACGGUUCCGACGUCCAAUGUUUUGCAAGCAAUUCAAUAUUUGCUAGCAAUAUAGCUGCAUAGCUGUAUCUGACUUGUCCUC
Messenger RNA from Aspergillus glaucus CBS 516.65, 760 nucleotides. RefSeq lists its product as uncharacterized. NCBI's taxonomy places the organism in Eukaryota, Fungi, Ascomycota, Eurotiomycetes, Eurotiales, Aspergillaceae. The record is from RefSeq and is a predicted model, not a curated record. The transcript has a single exon. The coding region runs from base 182 to 400 and encodes 72 amino acids.